AUGGAUUUGCCUGAUCUCUCAAAAGACAAGAUUGAGACGAAGCCUACUACAAAAACUACUAAACAAAAGCGAGCCAAAUCAAUUCCAGCCCCACCAACCCAGACUCAACCUGCUCCGAGUACCUCUACAUCUCAAAUUCCAUCUCAGUAUCCCGUUCGUUUCCAAGCCUUGUUCGAAGAUAUGAAAUCCCUUGAUGAGUCUAUUCAAAAUGAUCUUCUUGACCGAUUCUUUCGUGAUUGCGAGGUGGCUAAGGCAGCUAAGUCAUUAAAAAAGGAAGUAGUACCUCCACAACUUGAGCCUUCGCCCGAAUCCUCCCCAAUGAGGCAGACCGAUCAUAUUGAAACCGAGCAUGCCAACAAACCCACUUCUCAGGAAGAAGAAAUCGAAGAGGAGCAAGAUCCAGAUAUGGAGGAUGAUGACAAUGAUGACAUACCUCCUAACUUGCUGAUGAUACAGAAUAAGUCUACAAAAAACACCACUACAUCUAAAACCCCGAUUUCUAGGGAGGUCAGCAUCCCUCGCCGAGCCACUCGCAGUGAGAACAUCGACUCUUCGAUAAGGACCACCCGCAAAACUUCAUGUGGGAAUUCACAAGCGAGUGACGUUAAUGAGAACAAUACCAAGACGCCAAGUGUUAGUCUAGUCGAUCUAAAAAACAAAUUAGUCAAUUACAACCUGAACUCACCUGGUUAUUUAUUACCAUUCAAUCAGAACGAACCAAAAUCAAAGAGGUUCAAGAAGACCAGUGGAAAGCGUACCAAAUCCAUUACUAAAACUGCAGGAACCCACGAAGGAAACAAAGAGGACGACGAAAUCACGAAAAGCCCAGAAGAAAUAGUUUUACAGCCACCAAUGUACCCGCCAAGGGCCUCUGUACUUUUGCCGCAAUAG
Messenger RNA from Melampsora larici-populina 98AG31, 891 nucleotides. RefSeq lists its product as uncharacterized. Lineage: Eukaryota; Fungi; Basidiomycota; Pucciniomycetes; Pucciniales; Melampsoraceae. The record is from RefSeq and is a predicted model, not a curated record. The transcript has 5 exons. The coding region runs from base 1 to 891 and encodes 296 amino acids.